This is a messenger RNA of Aspergillus piperis CBS 112811, 612 nucleotides long. RefSeq lists its product as uncharacterized. Lineage: Eukaryota; Fungi; Ascomycota; Eurotiomycetes; Eurotiales; Aspergillaceae. Bases 1 to 612 code for a protein of 203 amino acids. The record is from RefSeq and is a predicted model, not a curated record. The transcript is spliced from 2 exons.
AUGCCUUCCGAAGCCGCUGAUGAAUGGCCCAAAACCUCUCGCCAAAAGGCAGCCAAGAAAGCUCAGAAUGCCAGGCGGGCCAAACAUGAAGCUAUGAAGAAGAGAACGGAACACGCACGACAGCAUAGAACUAAACCCGACCUUUCCAAGGGUUUAUUCAAGUCUCAGCCGGAGAAUGAUAUUGCAAAUGCUGGAUCUACCUCUCAGGAUUGGGACUUGGAGACUUUAUCUGCCGAGGAAGAGCCUAGAGUAAUUGGUCAAUUGAUUAGGGUGUGGGGCGCAUUGCCCACAGCGGUGGCUGAUGUUUAUCCUGACAGGUACCUGCCAGUCUGGGAACUGCUGGUAAAGAAGGAACAAGACUGGAAUGUUGUUGUGAACUGGAUAAACAGUGCUGUUCUGGCGAGGUGUGGAAGACAGGCAUUGAAAGGAAAAUGUGUUCCCCGAGUUCUGGGAUGUGAUCUUCUAAAGGCAUUGAAUAUGCAAUCGCCAGUGGAGCCUGUCUCGAAUGAAGACCUAUCAAUGAUCAAUGGCAAGUUCAACCGGCUGGGACUCAUUACGCUUGCAGCCACCAGUUAUGAGAAGGGGAAAAAGGGCAGCAAACAUGACGCUUAA